UGCAGCCUGGGGAAAACACCAAACGAAAAAUGAAAGCAGAAUUACUUCUUCUAAAAUGUAUUUUUACAUUUUCCCUCUUUUGUACAAGCCAAGCAGGUGUAGUGCAAAGAAAUGAGAAUUCAAAUAUUAAAAAGAAAAUAAUUAUAGACACUGAUGCUGGGGGCGAUGAUGCUGUAGGAAUUCUUUUGGCCUUAAAGUUUGCAGAAGCCCACAAAGAAAUGAUUGAGAUACUCGCCAUAACUUGCACAUUUGGAAAUACAGCAGAGCGAAAUGUGGAAACGAAUGUGCUAAAAAUUUUAACAAUUGCAAAAAGAAAUGAUAUUCCGGUAUACGGUGGUGCUGAUGGACCUUUAGUUAUAACUUGGGAAGACUCACAAUAUUUCGGAAAAGAUGGAUUUGGUGAUUUUGAAUUUUCCGAAGAGAUUAAGGCUAAAGUUGAUAGAUCAAAGCACGCUGCUGUGGCUUUAAUUGAUUUAGUAAAAGCACAUCCAGGAGAAGUGACUAUAGUUUCGCUAGGACCUGUUACAAAUUUGGCAUUAGCUGCCAGAAUCGAUCCAUCAUAUAUUCAACAUGUUGGCGAAUUUAUUUCUAUGGGGUCUACUAUCACUGGUAGAGGAAAUAUAAGACCUGCCGUAGAUUUUAAUUUUGGCACUGACCCAGAAAGUGCUUUCAUAUUCUUCAACUCGACUACGAACCCAAUUACUUUAUUGUCACGAGAAGUGUCCUUAAAUUAUCCAGUUAUGGCGGAAUGGAGAAAAAAUGUUUUUGGAAUCAUAAAAUCAAAAACAGUGGAUUUCUUAAAUAAGGCCGAGUCAAUCGACAAAAGGAAAUCGAGAUUCUGGAGCUCAUCAGACACAAUGAGUGUUGCAGUUGCACUUUGGCCGAAUUUAAUAAAGGAUUAUUUGAUAAUAAAUGUGACUCCAGUUUAUGAUGGAGCAGCGGAAGGAGCAGUUCUUGUUGAUUACACAAAUUCAACUGGAAAGUCGGCCAAUGCAAAAAUCGUUCUAUCAUUCGAUCUUGAAUUGUUUAAGGAUAAUCUACUCAAAUAUUUUAAGGAGUGAAUGGGAUUGCAGGAAGAUCAAGGAUUUGAAAAAAAAUAUAUGGAAGUUAGCAAAUUAAUCUGUGGGUUAACGGGCAGAUGAUAAUUUCGUCUCAGCUACCUGCGAACGCUUCCCCCUCUACGCGGCUUUCUUCAUUCAACCGAUUCGUCAGACCCGUUACCCCAAACAAGCGGCACUGCCUAAUGAACUACAUGGUCGGACCGUUCUGUACACGCGGCGCUUGCGGCACAUUUCUCCGCUUGCGCAGCUUAGGAAAAUAUAGUACCCACAUAUCGGAGCUGCUGAUCUCCGCAUGUUCGGGGUAACCAGUGUCCCGAAUCUGGAGCGCAAGCCACACCAAACCGAAGUGCGACAAGUCUCUCACAACUAGUGCAACGUUUUUAACUAAAUUCUCUCUUUUAAUAAAAUUUCUUUUAACCAAAAA
This is a messenger RNA of Belonocnema kinseyi, 1485 nucleotides long. Its product is annotated as probable uridine nucleosidase 2. Gene Ontology annotation, molecular function: hydrolase activity, hydrolyzing N-glycosyl compounds. The transcript has 6 exons. The record is from RefSeq and is a predicted model, not a curated record. Bases 30 to 1061 code for a protein of 343 amino acids. Lineage: Eukaryota; Metazoa; Arthropoda; Insecta; Hymenoptera; Cynipidae.